Molecule: messenger RNA, 2412 nt
Organism: Linderina pennispora
Lineage: Eukaryota; Fungi; Kickxellomycota; Kickxellomycetes; Kickxellales; Kickxellaceae
Exons: 2
Coding region: 1-2412 (803 amino acids)
Biological process (GO): translational initiation
Cellular component (GO): eukaryotic translation initiation factor 3 complex
Molecular function (GO): RNA binding; translation initiation factor binding; translation initiation factor activity
Source: RefSeq, a predicted model, not a curated record
AUGGUGGACUCUGAUUCCGAGGACGACGUCAAGCGUGUGGUGAAGAGCGCCAAGGACAAGCAGAUGGACGAGGUUAUCGAGCUGUCGCGGGCAAUCCUGAAGGCAAUGGGUGCGGACGAGUGGCACUCGGUGUCGGGUGACUUUGACAAGGUCAACAAGGUCGUGCCGAAGCUUGUCAAGAGCCUGAAGGGCCAGCCGCUGCCGCGCUCGUACAUCCGCGCCCUUGCGGGCCUUGAGGAUGCUGUCGAGAAGCCCAAGUCCAAGGCCGACCUGAAGAAGCUGAAUGCUGUCGAUGCCCGUGCCCUGAACCAGCUGAAGCAGCGUGUGCGCAAGCACAACAAGUCGUAUGCCAAGCAGAUUGCCGAGUUCAAGGCCAACCCAGAGAAGGCACAGAAGAAGGUUCAGGCCUCGCAGCAGCGUGCUGCAGCUAUCGCCGCUGGUCCCCAGGACGACGACGAGGAGGAGGACGACGGGUUCACCACUGUUGGCAAGGGCGGCAAGAAGGCCCAGGGCCCCACGUACACGGCCGAGACCCUGAACAAGCACCUGCGUGCGGUCAUCGAGGCCCGUGGACGCAAGAACACGGACAAGGAGGAGUCGAUCCGGAUACUCGAGACUCUGUACAAGGUGUCUGCCAACGCUGUCCAGCAGGUCAAGGUCCUGAUGGCCAUGGUCUCGGCCCGCUUCGAUGCGGCGCCGGUCGUCUCUGGCUACAUGUCCAUCCCGGCGUGGGCCAAGGCUCAGGAGCACCUGAACCAGCUGCUUGAGGUCCUCGAGGCCAACCCGCAGAUCCGCGUGUUCGAGACGGCCGAGCUGCAAGACGAGGAGAGCGACAUGGGCUACAAGGGUGAGCCGAUCGAGCUGCGCGGCUCAAUUAUUGCCUUUGUUGACCGUCUCGAUGACGAGUUCACCAAGUCGCUGCAGAACAUUGACCCGCACACGACCGACUACGUCGACCGCAUGCGCGACGACGUGCCGCUGUACACCACCAUUGUGCGUGCGCAGCUGUACUUUGAGCGUGCCAGCGUCAUGGACAGCCAGUGCCGCAUUGUGCUGCGCCGCCUUGAGCACCUGUACUACCGCACCGACCAGGUCAACGCCCGCGUCGAGGCAGUCACUCUCGAGGCACUGCCCAAGGGCAUCAACGAGUCCAAGAUUCUGCCCAGCGCUGUUGUCAGCGACAUGGCCGACGGCACGCACAUGCUGUGCGCGUUCCUGUACCAGAACGCCGAGCCGCUGCUGCGCACGCGCGCCAUGCUGAUGCACAUCUUCAACCAUGCACUGCACAAGCGCUACUAUGUUGCGCGCGACCUGCUUCUGAUGUCUCACCUGCAGGAGAACGUGCAGCAGGCAGAUGUCAACACGCAGGUGCUGUACAACCGCGCUCUGGCGCAGCUGGGCAUGGCGGCGUUCCGCAUUGGCAAGAUCCAGGAGGCGUUCCAGCACACGCAGGAGCUGAUCUCGAGCGGCCGCCAGCGCGAGCUGCUUGCACAGGGCAUGAGCCAGCAGCGUAUGCAGCAGCUGUCGCCUGAGCAGGAGCAGCUGGAGAAGCAGCGCCAGCUGCCGUUCCACAUCAACAUCAACCUGGAGCUCCUCGAGUGCGUGUUCCUGACGUCGUCGAUGCUGCUGGAGAUCCCGCACAUGGCUUCGGCCAACACCAACGCCGACGCGCGCCGCUCGGCCAUCAGCCGCGUGUUCCGUCGCAUGCUCGACUUCAACGAGCGCCAGGUGUUCCUGGGCCCGCCCGAGAACACGCGCGACCACAUCAUGGCUGCGUCGAAGGCUCUGGCAGAGGGCGACUGGGAGUCUGCUCGCGACCUGAUCAACGACAUCAAGAUCUGGUCGCUGCUGCCUGAGGCGGAGGAGAUCAAGAAGAUGCUGGCCAGCAAGAUCCAGAUCGAGGCCCUGCGCACCUACCUGUUCACAUACUCGACGCAGUUCGAGUCGAUUGGCAUCCAGGACCUGGCGACGAUGUUUGGUCUGGGCUCGCCCAAGGUGUACUCGCUGCUGGCCCGCAUGGUCUACAACGAGGAGCUGGCGGCGUCGCUGGACGAGGUCAGCGGCGUGCUGAUCUUCAAUCCGGCCAACUUUGAGGCCUCGUCGCGGCUGCAGCAGACUGCCCUGGCGCUGUCGUCCAAGGCCGGUGCGUUUGCAGACAUCAAUGAGCGCGUGUUUGAGCUCAAGAUCGGCGGUGGCAUGACUGCCAAUGAGCGCGACCAGCGCAACAACGAGGGCGGCCAGCGCGACCGUGAUGGACGCCAGGGCCAGCAGCGCGGCGGCAAGGACGGCCAGCGCGACCAGCGCAACAAGCAGGGCGGCGGCCAGCGCAACAACAACCAAGGAGGCAACAAGGGCCGCCGCCAAAAUAACAAGGGCGGGAACCAGCAGCGCAACAAGGGCGGCAGGCGCUAG